Molecule: messenger RNA, 1563 nt
Organism: Maniola jurtina (meadow brown)
Lineage: Eukaryota; Metazoa; Arthropoda; Insecta; Lepidoptera; Nymphalidae
Product: coiled-coil domain-containing protein 124
Exons: 5
Coding region: 166-795 (209 amino acids)
Biological process (GO): transcription by RNA polymerase II
Cellular component (GO): nucleus
Molecular function (GO): transcription coactivator activity
Source: RefSeq, a predicted model, not a curated record
UGUUGACACUUAACAGAAAACCAGAUUUGUGAAAUGAAAUGAAGUUUUUCGACCAUUUUUUACUUUUUCGAUUUUAUUUCGUUGGAAAUUGGUGGAUUUUGGUUUUAUAAAAGUAUUGUUACUUGGCCUAAUUUUGCGUAAAGUUAUAUCAACCAACAAGGGAAAAUGCCAAAGAAGUUCGCAGGCGAAAAUAGCAAAGCCGUCGCUGCUCGGCAGCGCAAGGAGAAUAGCAAGCUGGAAAAAGAUCAAAAAACUAAGAAAAUGGUCGAAGACGCCGAGUGGGAAGACAAUGAUGACAAACUGAAGAAGAAGCAGCAGAAAAAAGAAGAUCAAGAAAAGAAGCGUCUAGAGCAGCUCCAGAAGAAGGCAGAAGCUAAGGCCCUUCUGGAAAAGGAGAUGGAGUCAAUAAAGCCCAAGGCUGUUCCUCCGCCGGCCAAGAUCACCCGCGCACAGAUCACACACAUGAAGGAGAGGACUAUUAAGGCUGAACCAGAGAAACCUGUGCCUACGCGGGUGGUGGUGGAGGAGCCUCCAUUGGUGGAGAAUCUCAACAGAUUACAGAUUGAUGGUGAAGUGGCGCAGAGUGUUGAUGAGGCUAUCUCUAUUCUCACUGAAAAGUCUGACACAGACAGGCAUCCUGAAAAGCGUCUCAAGGCAGCCUACACGGCGUUUGAAGAAGUCACCUUGCCAAGGCUAAAGGCAGAAAACCCAACCCUAAGGCUGUCACAACUCAAACAAAUGCUGAGGAAAGAGUGGCUCAAGUCUCCUCAGAAUCCUUUGAACCAAAAUUCAUAGAUAAUGUUUAUUUGAAUUAAGUUGAUUUUGGCUAUGUUUAAAUGAAUUCAUUAACUGUAUAGUUGUUCUAUUUCACAAUGAUCGUUUGCUAUGUUUGUGUGAGUGAACACGUACACAUUGUGUGCGUGUGCGACUCGACCGACCGCAGUUUUCGUUAUGCAUACAAAUGCGCUGAUGAUCGGUACACGCACUACUACAACGAAGGCUGAAUGGUCAUCAUGAAAUAGAACAACUCUAUAGUUGCUAUAUGUUAUAGCAAACAAGUUGAGCGAAUAUGUAGUAUCGAUAUUUAGUUUUCUAUGGCGGACCGAAGAGGCGUGAGGGAAUUCGUAUCGCGUGGUAGCAUGCGAUUGGUUGGUCAGACGCCCCUUGCUUCUUGCGAUGUGCCAACUUUCUCCUACUACGCCGCAUUUUGCUCAAUUUGUUUGCCAUUCACUGUACUCUUUGAGUUCUGGUAUAUCUUACAAUGUCACAGUGAAUUGGCCAUAAAAUUCCUUUUUUUUAAAGUUAUUCUAUGGAUUUUAAUUUUUUAAAGUUUCGCUAGGAAAUCUGGCUACCUUGGAUUUUGUUUUCGAAAACUAAAUGAAUUAGACAUAAUAGAGUUGAUUUUUGUCUUACAUUUUUAACACUUAUGUAUAAAGGGUGUUAUAAGAAAUAAAACAAUAAUGUUAAGUUACUGAAGUUUAUUUAACUUCAAGUCUUACCAACUACUAAAAAUAAAGCUUAAAGCUACUAAUGUAAAUAGUAAAAAUAAAUUAUUGAAAAUUA